AUGGCAGAUAUACUACAAAUUCAUGAUGACAUCAAAUUAUAUACAACUUCCGAUAAAUUCUUUCUGGAGCCAAACAUCAAUCCAACAGAGAUAAUGGUAAUUGACAGAAUUACAGGAGAGGCUUCUGUAAAAGAUAUUAAGUCUGUGAAAAUUCCAAUCCCAGCAAGUGCAUAUAAACCUGUGUGUGGCUUCUUAGGCACCAUUAGACUGAUAUCUGGACUGUAUCUAGUCGUGGCUAAAUAUAGAAUUUUGAUUGGGAAAUUGAAUGGUCAUGAUAUUUACCAACUAGCAGGCACUGAUAUCAUACCAUAUGCACGUUCAACAACCCAUCUUACAAAUAAACAGAUUGAAGAUAACAACACAUACGAGAGGUUACUUCGCGCGGCUCUAGAAACGCCCGGCAUCUAUUUCUCGUAUGGAUAUGAUCUUACUCAUACUAUGCAACGGCUGCACUCCGUUGCGCCUGAUUUUCACAAGAUGUCGUUAGCAAGUCGCGCAGAUUCCCGUUUCCUGUGGAAUGGCCACUUGCUAAAGGAUUUCUCACAUCAGCAGUUCGAGAGAUUUGCACUUCCCCUCAUACAGGGAUUUGUCGCUAUUAACCGAGUAACGGUGAACGGUCAUCAACUGACAUGGUCGCUGGUGUCGCGCCGCUCUGUUGAAAGAGCUGGCACGAGGUUUUUCAUGCGUGGCGUUGAUGCACAGGGCAACGUCGCAAACUUCGUUGAAACGGAACAGAUCAUUGAACGAGGCGGUGAAAAGUCCUCAUUUGUCCAAACACGCGGGUCCAUACCGCUGUUUUGGAACCAGUACCCCGAUCUUAAGUACAAACCAGCUAUGACUCUGUUGCCCGAAGACCACGUCGCGGCUUACACCAGGCACAUGCGUGAUCAGAUGCAGCGAUAUGGAGACCAAGUGUUGGUGAAUUUGAUUGACAUGCACGGCAAAGAGGAAGCGCUGGAGCGCGGCUACCGCGCCGCCGUAGCCGCGGCCGCGCUGCCCGGCGUGCGCUACGAGCCCUUCGACUUCCACGCAGAGUGCCGCGGCAUGCGCUACGACCGCCUCACCGUACUCAUGGACAGGAUCGCGCACGAGCAGACGGAAUUCGGCUACUUCCUAUCACGAGGAGGCACUGUACUCCUGCGACAGAGCGGCGUAUUCCGCACCAACUGUGUGGACUGCCUGGAUCGCACCAACGUGGUGCAGUCGUUGUUGGCGCGGCGUCAGCUCGCUGCAGCCCUGCGACUGCUGGCCGUCACGACGGUUGACAAUCAGCACCCGCAUCUCGACGCACUCUUCAACACGGUGUGGGCGGACCACGCGGACAUGAUCUCGGUGCAGUACUCGGGCACGGGCGCGCUGAAGACCGACUUCACGCGCACCGGGAAGCGAACCCGCCUCGGCGCGAUACGCGACGGUAUCAACUCCCUCACCAGGUACUACAAGAACAACUUCAGCGAUGGCUUCCGGCAGGACUCAAUAGACCUGUUACUCGGCAAGUACAUAGUAACAGAUGGCGAGGGAAACACAGUGCCUUGUCCCUUGCGACGAGACAGAGACUGGAAGUAUCUAACUUUCCCGUCAGUGCUGCUGGUGGCAGUGUCGAUGUUCUGCGCGAGCGCGGUGCUCCCGUCUCGCUACAGCAACGAAGUGCUGCUCUACCUCAUGUUCUGGGGCGCUGCGGUUGGCGCCACUCUCUCCUUCAUAUUCAAGCACGGCAAGGAGUUCGUGGAGUGGCCGCGCCUGGACGGCGGCGGGCUGGCGCUGGCGGGCCCGCGCGGGCCGCCGCAGCAUUUAUGA
Messenger RNA from Parnassius mnemosyne (clouded apollo), 1797 nucleotides. The record is from the annotation of a GenBank genome assembly. NCBI's taxonomy places the organism in Eukaryota, Metazoa, Arthropoda, Insecta, Lepidoptera, Papilionidae.